CUCAGGCCCCUCAUUCCUCACGCUUCACCCUACUCAGACCCCUACCCCACCCUCGAGCUUUUACGUCCCUUCCCUACACCUGCAACCCACCUAUUGAACCUUGUCCUCCAGCCGCGCGGCCCAUGCCCCGCCCACCUACCCCCUACCCAACCCACUACCCUCUCCCCCGCUCCCUUCCCUUACACCCUUAUUCUUCGCCCCUCCCACAAAAGCCCGGGCUCCGCCUGCCACCUCCUGCAACGUUCCCAAAGUCCACGCCCCGCCUAUUUGAUUCUUUACCCUCCCAUUACCCCUUAUUCCCCUCUCUUUACUCUAAGCCCCUACCCAAGAGGCCCGUGUCCCGCCUACCACCCCCUAGUACCGCCCACUACCUCUUUCACCCAAGGCCCUUGCGGAGCUUGCUGCCUUCCGCCUCGCCCUCGAGGUUAGCGCCCCACCCUCGACUUCUGGACCCAGCCAAUUACACUUUCUCGUCUCCCCCUCUCUCGUCCUCCUGCCCGUCACUCCGCCUACUGAGCCCUUUGUCCGCCCACUUCCCCUGGCCCCGCCCACCGCCCAUUACUCCCUGCCCCUCCCCCAGCAAUACUCCUAAGAGGCGCACACUCAGCCACGAGCAACCGAGCCGGCCGGAAGUCUUGCCGUAAAGCGUGCUACGACCGUCGUACUAGCGCCGGUUCCCUUGGAGACAGGCAACGCGCUCAAGAUGGCGGCGCCGGCGGAGGCGGAGGUGGCCGCGGGCUUCGUCGAGGCGGCUGAAGCAGCGGAACUGACCCGCGCGCUAGGCCGCCUGCUACCGGGGCUGGAGACCGAAAGUAAGCUGGGGCGGCGGCGCGCUCUGGAGGCUCUAGAGCACGCACUGGAAGAGGCGGUGCGGCCCGGAGCGGAUUCCGCUGCCUUCCAGGGCCCCUGGGCUCGUCUGCUGCUGCCGCGCCUGUUGCGACUUCUGACCGAUCCGGCCGAGGGCUGCCGCGCGCUGGCUGCUCACCUGCUGGACUUAGGCCUGCGGCGCGCCGCGCGGCCCCGCGACGCUCUGCCGCGCCUGUUGCCCGCGCUCACCGCGCGCCUGGCCCGGCCUGAACCCACGCGGCCGCCGCCUGAACCCUGCGAAGAGCUGCGUCUUGCCCUCGUGCAGCUGCUCCACCUGGCCGUAGACCUGGGCGGCUCCGCGCUCGCGCCCCACCUGGACGACGCGGUGCGCUCGCUGCGGGGCGCGCUGCUCGAUCCCUUCGCCGCGGUGCGCCGGGAAGGUUGCGAGUGCGCAGCCGCUCUGGCGCGUGCCACUCCGGAACACUUCCACAUGCAGUCGGAGUCCCUGAUAAGCCCCCUGAUGCAGACCAUCUCCCACCAGCACUGGAAGGUCCGGGUAGCUGUCAUUGAAGCCACGGGCACUGUGAUCCAGUUCGGCAAUGGGAAUUCGGUGGAUGAUGUUCUUUCCCACUUUGCUCAAAGACUCUUCGAUGAUGUCCCUCAGGUUCGGCAGGCAGUGACCUCAGUGGUGGGGGGAUGGCUGCUGAAUCUCCGUGACCGCUACUCCUUCUUACACAAGCUCAUCCCACUGCUGCUCAGCAGCUUCAGCGAUGAAAUGCCUGAGAUCCGGCAGAUAGCCACUAGCCUCUGGGAGAAGGUCGGGCUGCAGUGGCAGGAGGAGAACGAGGCAGAUCUAAAGGACAAAUUGGACUUUGCUUCACCUCCUCCUCCCAACUACCCUGAGCAUGAGAGCCGCCCUGGUCUGGGCUGCCGAGAGCUGGUCUUCAGGAACCUCUCCAAGGUGCUUCCUGCCAUCUGUCAUGACAUCACCGACUGGGUCGUGGGGACUCGGGUGAAGGCAGCGCAGCUGUUGCCGGUGCUGCUGCUGCAUGCAGAGGACCACAUCACACAGCACCUGGAGAUCAUCCUCAGAACCCUGCAUCAGGCAUGCAGCGAUGAAGAGAAGGCUGUGGUCAGCAGUUGCAUAAGAGCCUCAGAGCUCAUUGGCACCUUCGUCAACCCAGAAGUAUUUCUGAAACUGAUCUUAGCCAUGCUGAAGAAAGCACCCUCUGCCUCUGGCCUCUUGAUCCUCGCUUCUGUCAUCCAGGGCUGCUCCCGGAAUGCCCUCCAGCCACAUGUCAAGGUGAUAGCCACAGAGCUGGCCCAGGAGCACAUCUGCCAGGGGUCUGAGAAUAAUCUCUACCUGGAGCAUCUGCUGCUGUGUGUGCAAGCUCUGCUGUCUGUGUGUCGGGAAGACUGUCGUGAUGCCAGCCUGCAGCUCCUGGAGGUGCUAGUGGCAAUAAUGGCAGUGUCAGAUGCCGUGGGUCUUGAGAAGAAGGCUCAGAAGACCAUGGACACACUGGCCGAGAUGGAGGAUAUCCCCAGCAGUCAGGACCUCUACCGCAAGCAUCUGGGCGCACUUUUGGAGCAGCUGACAGCCUCGCAUGGCGAGUGGGCUGUGCACUCUGUGCAGUUGCUGAAGUUCAUUGUGCUCCUCACCCAGGCAGGCCCUGCUGUGGGAGAAGCUCUGCAGCAUGUGAUCCCCACCCUCAGGGCCUGUCUCCAGCCCACCACAGACCCACACAUGCGCCUGAAGCUCUUCUCUAUCCUGGCCACGAUGCUGCUGAGGCCUAAGGACACUGUCGACUCUCAGGGACAGUUCCAUGGCUACUUGGAUAUGGUAAUAAAUGACAUCCUAGCCCCCAACCUGCAGUGGCAUGCAGGGAGGACAGCUGCAGCCAUCCGGACAGCCGCCAUAUCCUGUCUGUGGGCACUCAUCAGCAGUGACAUCUUAUCAUCCAAGCAGGUACAAGAAGCACAGGAGACCCUGAUGCCACAAGUGCUAGCCACUCUGGAGGACGACUCCCAGACCACACGCCUGAUCUCCUGCCGCAUCAUCAGCAUGUUCCUCAAGAACUCAGGGGAUGCCAUGGAGCCCGAGAAGUUCCUCAAGGUCUAUCCUGAACUCUUGAAGCGCCUAGAUGAUGUCUCCAAUGAGGUGAGGAUGGCAGCUGCUUCCGCCUUGCUCACCUGGCUGAAGUGCAUCGAGAGCUUGGAUGGGAAAUCUGCCUAUCAGAGCAGCGUUCAGUUCCUAUACCGGGAGCUGCUGGUCCACCUGGAUGACCCGGAAAGUGCCAUCCAAGACACCGUCCUAGGUGAGCUCUCCAGGCCACAGUCUGCAGGGCCUGUGGCUUCUAGUACACUGAGACCAGAAGUCCUCAAGGAAGGCAGCGUCCUGUUUCCAGAUGUGCUGGUGCGGGAGACAGAGGCUGUCGUCCACAAACACCGCUCAGCUACCUACUGCGAGCAGCUGCUGCAGCACAUGCAAACCAUGGCCGCCGCUCGGUGACCAUGUGCAUCAGCCACUGAAGGGAGACAGCGGUGGCCUGGAGACACCUUGAAUUUAAGAUAGCCGUGUCCACAGCCCUGGCAUCCCUGGGACUCUACCAGCCACCAGAUGGUACUUGAGCAUCAGCUUCUGUUUUUCCUAAGCAGAUUUCUGGGAUUUUGUAACAUGCCUUCUUUUCAUAGAGACCUCAGAAAGCUAAAAUUAAAGUUAAAUGCCCCCACCCACGCCAGCUUCCCAAUUAGCUGCUUGAACAUAAUGUUUUUAUCACACACCCCAAGGGGUCCUGGGCUGCUUUCAGAUUCACCAUAAUGCUCUUCACAUUGCAAGAAAGCCAAAAGCAAUUGUAAAAACAACCAACCAUCCACUUCUUUGGGUUCUGUCCCAUCAUCCUGUGCUGAAGACACAGUCUUGACUCACUGAUAAAGUUUCUUCCACUUAUUUUGGUUUUUGACACGAGGUUUGGAAUGUCUUGCAGUGUGGGUACACUGUCCUGAUGUUCUGUUUCUCUGUAUUAGUGUUGCCCAUGGGUAAAGGAUAGACUAGGAAACCAGCCUUCAUCUCUACCGCUUGCUACAGCAGUCAGUAAGGUGGUCAUUCUCCAGUGUCUUUCCCACCAAGUGCCUAAAAGAUUUCUAAGUGGUUGUUAUCAGAAGCCAAUAUUUUUGUUAAGACAAUGUUGGGGGUGGGGGGAUGCUAACAAAUUUUAACAUUUCUGCUUUGCCGUUUAUGGAAUUAAAUUAUUUAUUAUAGUCA
Molecule: messenger RNA, 4069 nt
Organism: Mastomys coucha (southern multimammate mouse)
Lineage: Eukaryota; Metazoa; Chordata; Mammalia; Rodentia; Muridae
Gene: Dnaaf5
Product: dynein axonemal assembly factor 5
Exons: 13
Coding region: 704-3316 (870 amino acids)
Biological process (GO): cilium movement; outer dynein arm assembly; inner dynein arm assembly
Cellular component (GO): cytoplasm
Molecular function (GO): dynein intermediate chain binding
Source: RefSeq, a predicted model, not a curated record